UUAUCUGUCAAGUAGUGGUGACAUUUUCAGUUGAACUAUUUUCUAGAAAGAAAAAUAAAUCGGAUUGUAGAGAUUCACGUCGUAGUAUCUAUAUAAUAACUCGCAGGUGCAUGUAUUAAAUUAUGCACAUUGUGAUUAUUUUAAUAUAAGUAAGACUAGCAUAAUAAUAAAAAUGAGUAAGCAUAUGUAUUCGACUGCUAACCUUACGGACAAGGAACUAAAAGAGCAGGGAAAUAGAUUGUUCAGUUUAAGAAAAUUCGAAGAUGCUAUGAACUGCUAUACCAAGGCUAUUAUCAAAAACCCAUCUGUGGCAACAUAUUUUACAAACCGCGCACUAUGUCACUUGAAGAUGAAAAGAUGGGAGUCGACAUGCAAUGACUGUCGACGUGCACUGGAUAUUGACAAUAAUCAGGUCAAGGGACAUUUUUUUCUUGGCCAAGCUCUGGUUGAACUUGAUUGCUAUGAUGAGGCAAUAAAACAUUUACAUCGUGCAAAUGACUUGGCUAAAGAACAGAAGUUGAACUUUGGUGAUGAUAUAGCGGCACAGCUUCGUAUCGCCAGAAAAAAGAGAUGGAAUGUUCAAGAGGAGAAAAGGAUAUCACAGGAGAUUGAAUUGCAGACUUAUUUGAAUAGGUUAAUAAAUGAUGACAUGCAGCGUAGAAUAGAAUCAAUAAAAAUAGAAAACCCUAAUGAAGAAGAGGCUAAUUCAAAAAUUGCAAAAGUUGAAGAGGAAUGUAAUAACUACAGUAGUGAACUAAAUAAUUUAUUUUCUAAAAUGGAUGAAAGACGAAGGAAACGUGAUGUGCCAGAUUAUUUGUGUGGUAAAAUAAGUUUUGAGAUUCUCAACGAGCCAGUCAUCACUCCGAGUGGAAUUACGUACGAAAAGAAAGAUAUAGAGGAACAUCUCGAGAGGGUGGGUCACUUCGACCCGGUGACGCGCGUGAAGCUGACCGCGGACCAGCUCAUACCCAACUUCACCAUGAAGGAAGUUGUCGACGCUUUCCUGCAGGACAACGAGUGGGCACUCGAUUACUAAUCGAUUAAUAAUCGAUUCGUAUCGACGUAUCGAUUAUAAUUGUAAAGAUGCAACUACAAUUUGAAAAUAGAAUUGUGAUUUCUCAUAAUUUGAAAAUGGAACAAAGCAUUUUUUCGAUUGCGUCGAUUAUAAUUUUUAUCGAUUAUUGUAUCCUGUAUAUAAUCGUCUAGAAAUCGAUUCGAUCGAUUCGUUAGUAGGUAUUAAGAAUGGAAAAUCUUUGUUAAUUCCAUGACAUUAAAUACCUUUUAGGAUUUAAAAUUGAAUUGACUAAGGACAUGAAACCUUGCCAUUUUGUGGGAAAAUAUGAAACUAAUUUCUUCAUACAUAAAAACUUGACUGUUAUAUUCUUGUUUUGUCUAUACUUUCUUUGUUUCAUGGUACUUUUUUAUUUUUUAUAUAUUAGUUACUUAACUACAAAGUAACUUUAAAUGGGUAACUUAAAAUACCUUUUCCUUGUAGUCACAACAUAGUAUUUAUGUAAGAUUUUUUUUAGUUUAUUUAAAGGAUGUAGUAAUGUGACCCUCAUGUAAUUUAAAUGUUCUUAUUUACCAGAAAAAAUGGCCGUUAGUAAAUUUAUUUAGGAAAUAAAAAUUCCCUUUCGAUUACAACAAAUACAUUUAGUACUAAUAUAUGGCUAUAUAUUCGUAUUAUUGUAGUUAUAAAAAAUAACCUUGUAUAAAAUUUAAAAUUAAAUGCGAUAAUAAUUAGAUGCAGUAAACCCAUAUUACAAUCAGGAUCUGUCCCACAACUGGCUGAUAGAGACUCAGAUAGUUAAAUUGACGUCACUCAUAAAGUAACAAAAUCCGUUACAUAUUUUACACGUUUCAUUGUUAUCAGACAAUUUACAUUUUGGUGGGACAGGCCCUUAUAAUUGUAUAUUAUUCGUAUCCUUGCUUGUGUGUUAUUUUCACAUUUAUAUAGUUUUUAUAGAAAAUAACUUUAAUUAAACAUUUUAAUAUUAAAAUGUUUGCAGUAAAAACUCCGUGUAAAAUUAGUGCUAUAAUAAUUCCCUGCUUUACUAAGUUCUAGAUUAAAUUUUAAUUAAGGAAAUAAUAGUUUCGAAAAAUAGUUUUUCCAGUCAUUUGGUAGAAAUCUUCGGUGUUUAUAUUUAAAAUUAAUAUGUAAGUCUAUGUGAUUUAUAUUAUUCUUGUAGAGAAUUACACGCGUAUAAAUUAAACGGAAAAUGUAUACAUUUGUAUUUUUUCAAA
Messenger RNA from Papilio polytes (common Mormon), 2244 nucleotides. RefSeq names its product E3 ubiquitin-protein ligase CHIP (gene STUB1). Gene Ontology annotation, cellular component: Z disc; cytoplasm. NCBI's taxonomy places the organism in Eukaryota, Metazoa, Arthropoda, Insecta, Lepidoptera, Papilionidae. The transcript has 7 exons. Gene Ontology annotation, biological process: protein polyubiquitination; positive regulation of proteolysis; protein quality control for misfolded or incompletely synthesized proteins. The record is from RefSeq and is a predicted model, not a curated record. Gene Ontology annotation, molecular function: ubiquitin protein ligase activity; protein-folding chaperone binding. Bases 173 to 1036 code for a protein of 287 amino acids.